Desarmillaria tabescens is the source of this 1224-nucleotide messenger RNA. RefSeq lists its product as uncharacterized. Bases 1 to 1224 code for a protein of 407 amino acids. The record is from RefSeq and is a predicted model, not a curated record. The transcript is spliced from 2 exons. NCBI's taxonomy places the organism in Eukaryota, Fungi, Basidiomycota, Agaricomycetes, Agaricales, Physalacriaceae.
AUGCCGACGAACCAAAGCCUCAGCUCGAACGAUCGAACUCACACCCUCUCGGCCGAAGUGGAAAGGAAAGAUGCUACCAUUCGCACCUUACAGAAAUCUCUGUCAGAUGUGAAUGUGGAGGUCAAGAACACCAAAUCCCUCGUUUCUAGUCUCACACGAAGUUCGGACGUGCUCAAGCAGCGGUUGACUGAUGCCGAGCAUGAGCUUCAACAGGCGCGGAAUCAAAACCACAUUUUGGAUCAGCAAUUGAAAGCGCAGACGGCCGCAGCAAAACUGGCUAGAGAUGAAGUGGGGAAAGUGUCAUUGGCACACGAGCAGACGAGGGUGCUAUUGAGAACACGGACGGAAGAGUUGAGGGCAGCACAGGUGUAUCUCGACAGGGCGGACCAAUCCUCUGGAGCUGAUGUCAUCAACAUGAUCGACGCCUUGAACGUCGAGAUUUUCCAGACGGCUGCUACAGUGGCUGAAGCAUUCAAGUUUGGCGAGAAGAAAGUGGAGGAGUCGAGCGAGGCUGCGGCUGCAUACGACCAUGUCAUCGAGAUACUGGGUCCACGCAUGACAGAGCUCCUGAAGUCGACGCUGCAUCACGACGACCAGAUCCUCAUACAAACUGCAUUUCAAGCCGCAAUGUGCGCGUACGUGGAUUGGAUCGUCACGUCAUGGUACUUCGAAGGGAGGGAGGAGGAGCAAAUGCUGAGUAGUUUGUACGCGAUUAUCCAAGAAUCAGAAGAUCAAGCCGUUGCAGGACGCUGGCGCGCUCUGACGCGUAGAUACGCGCUUCAAGCCUUCAGGGAGGCCCCCGAUAGUCAACACCAACUGCUAAGUGUAGUGAUGGAGACCUUGGUCAACAUCCUUAUCACUGCUGGUUUGGAAUCCGCGACAUCCGAAGUUAGCGAGACCAUGGCCGCCCAGUUCGCAGAACAUGCAUCUACCGUGGUUGAGCAUGCGAUGCGGUUGAACCGGGUCAUCGGCCAAGGGAUCACUUCGUGUGAAAUGAUGCCGUUGUAUCUCGUGCCCGAAACGCCGUUUGAUGUGAAUGUUAUGGAAGAUACAUUCGGGAUCGCAUCGACCGAUAGCACGGAGAAUAUCCUUUGCACGACGGAUCUUGGGUUGAUGAGAAUGGAGAAGAAGGGGGAACAGUGGGAGAAAAGAGUCCUGGUGAAGCCGAAAAUCAUACUGAAGUCAGGCUUGGCUGAUACAAUCCUGGCGGAAGAGGCCCAUUGA